AUGUUAGGUGGCGACGAGAAGCUUGGGCGACCUGCGGGUGUUCUUCAUCUUGAUGAUUCCCAUCCUGAUAUCUUUAGCGCCUUUGAAGAUUUUACAAGCAUUUUCGGCUUUGGUGUGUCUAAUCUUGGCUUCAAGUAUGGUUAUCCCAACAAUCUAUCAGUCAUAAUAUUUAUAAUGAAGAGAGUAGCCAAAGUUGGCAAUGAGGAGGAGCCAAAGAUGGCAAUGAAUCGUUUUGGUCAUCAUCCACCUAUUCCUUGGCCUUCAGCCUCGAACUGCUCCUCCUCAGUCUCAAUGGCAGGGCCAUUCAUGCGCGCAAUAGGUCCAUUGCGUCUGGCUCACUCUCACUCGCGUCACUCUUGGGCCUUCUCUUGUCUCCACCCUCCUCCUGGCCCUAGCUGCUCACCUUGCUGGCUUUCGCCCCCAAACUGGUGCCUCUUGUGCCUCAACUCCUUUCUCUGUUUCCCUACUGCCGCCGUGUGA
This is a messenger RNA of Prunus armeniaca (apricot), 480 nucleotides long. Lineage: Eukaryota; Viridiplantae; Streptophyta; Magnoliopsida; Rosales; Rosaceae. The record is from the annotation of a GenBank genome assembly.